AUGACAGUCGGACCCAUGGGACGUCAUGUGGAUGAUCUAGUCGCCGUUAUGCGUACGUUGUUACAGCGGCCGUUGUUCCAAUUAGAUGAGACGAUUCCACCCAUCAUAUUUAAUGAAGAGGCAUAUAGUAGUUUAAACAAACCUAGCCUAAUAGUUGGGUUUUACGACACAAGCUGCCAUCCAGAGCUUGCGCAAACAGUGCCAUCUGUACGUAGAGCCAUUGCGACUGCCACGAGGAUUAUGAAAAGCCAAGGGCAUCAGACAAUCCGCUUUAACCCACCUCGAAUGCUAGAUGCCUUUAGUCUGUGCUUAAAGGCAAUGGACAUUGACGGGGGUAAAACCAUGUUAAAGAUGUUGAAGGACGAACCAGAGACAGAAUUCACCAAAACCCUCAAGCAAUCUUUGAGCGUUCCUGCUGUACUCUCAAGGCUUGCAAGUCGCGUCAUCAAACGAAAGUUCAGGGGACCGGCGGAAAUGACCGCAUAUGCUCAGGGGACGUUGCAUAGUGCUGAACUGCAGGAGCUUCUGUUCCAAAUCAAGGCAUACAGAAAAGAAUUCGACAUGGCUUGGAUAGAUGCAGACAACUUUGAUGUGCUGAUCUGUCCUGUGUGGGCUACUCCUGCCUUUACGCGUGGCACAUCCAUCUUCUACACCAGCCCACUUGCAGUGUACUGUCUACUCUAUAACCUCCUCGACUAUCCGGCUGGUGUGGUUCCCAUGGGUACAGUGACUGCUGCAGAUGUCCGGGAAGCAUCCAUUUUGACAGAAGAAUUUAAAACCAGUGGGGAUGCAUUCCAUGAAAAAGUUAUGCAGCUCCAGUGUGAUACUGAAGGUCUACCACUCAGCGUACAAAUCGUUGCAAGACCAUUCCGCGAGGAGCUCGUACUUCGAGUCAUGAAACAGCUAGAGAGUGGCCUGGAAUCAGCACUUGCAACUGCGAGUGGGGGCGACAAAUUGUAAACGAAACUGACUCAUGCCGCAUUGCACGUCAGUUGCUGAAAACAAAAAGGAAUUUGUAAC
Dicrocoelium dendriticum is the source of this 1020-nucleotide messenger RNA. The record is from the annotation of a GenBank genome assembly. NCBI's taxonomy places the organism in Eukaryota, Metazoa, Platyhelminthes, Trematoda, Plagiorchiida, Dicrocoeliidae.